AUGCCAGCCAUGAUCACCAAAAGGCCGGGACUUAUGCAAGUCUCGGUCUCUCGCAGUGCCGAAGAGAAACGACUGAUCCCAGCAUAUUGUAGCAGUCUCGCUCGCCGUGCAAAAGAGCUCGAAAUCCUUCGCAAGAAUAUUCUUACUGAUGCUAAAGGAACUGAGUUGGCGUUCGGCAUCCAGUCUCGUUUCUCACCUCACCCUGUAGCCGUGUCAGAUACUCUGUACUCACGAAUGACUCAGCUUCAUGCCAUUCUAGGUCGUGUUUUUAUCGACAUCGUUGAUCGGUGGUUCACUGACGAAAACGCUCGUUUUCCAGAGCGUAUGCCUUUGGAUCCGUCAGAAGAGUCUCUCCUUAAGUGGAUAGUAUCCAGCGGGACAAUUCCUGAUUAUCGCCAUCAUGCCGGCUGUUGGCGAAGCGAUAUACUAUUUGAACAAACCCCUGAUGGUUUGUCUGAUGUAGCGCCGCGUAUCUGCGAAAUCAACGGCAGGUUGCCCCUAAAUGGAGUACUCGGCAUCAGUUUAGCCACGAAUGGCCUCAAAGAGCUUGGUGCAGCCAAAGGAGGUCUGGAGACACAGAGCGACAUGGAGGGUUCUUAUGAGCAUGUUAUGACAAUGUUCGACCCUGAGAAGCCACUCUUUACUAUCCAUAACAGCUUUCCUGGUGCAGACUCCAAGACACUUUCUGGUGUCAGUCUUAGCAAAGAUAGGCCUUCAGUUGAAGCUGUGGAUCCCAAAUAUCUCGAAGUUAGAGAAGAUAAAUCAUCACCGACUGGGCUGUCGCUUUGGGACAAGUCAACCGGCAUUCAUCUGGAGCAAUGGAUUUUAGAGAUGUUGCAGGAAGAAUAUACCGGCUUGGAUCCAGCGGUGGUUCGACAACUGGCCCUCUCACCCCUGAACGAUCUUCGCACCGUUUUUAUAGUUCACGACAAGAGACUUUUAGGCAUCAUACCGGAGGAACUUCCUGGUAUGAUCACCCGUGGAGUGCUGACGCCUGAGGAAGCCGACAUUGUUGCGGAUGGGAUCGCUCAGACUAUAAACCCUGGGUCCGAAGGCCUGCGAAGCUUGAUCCGAGAAUCAGAGGGUAACCCUGAUGUGAAGGCAGGAUAUAUCUACAAGCCUUGCCGAGACGGCAUGGGACACGGUAUCGAGCUUGGUCGGAAUAUGACGCAGGAAGCCUGGCUUGAGUGUCUGAAGAAGCUGGCAACACCAAACGUUCUUCGCCCGCACGAUAAUGCAGCAGUGAUCCAGAAGCUUGUAGACCACAAAUGGUUCGACAUGGUUCGUCACGAAGUCGCGAGUGACGACGGUGCAAAGCCAAUCAAGCUUCAUAUAAUUGGAUCCUUGUUCAUGUUUCACAACCAGAACUAUUACCCCGCUGCCUGGCGCAUGGGGCUAGAAACGCAUCUUGGUAUCAGUGGUGACAAGCCAGGCAUUGUAAUGGCGAUGGUUCGUCAGCCAGACUGGCCCGUCGGUUAUGAUCAGGAGGAAGAACUAUAA
This is a messenger RNA of Fusarium venenatum, 1500 nucleotides long. RefSeq lists its product as uncharacterized. NCBI's taxonomy places the organism in Eukaryota, Fungi, Ascomycota, Sordariomycetes, Hypocreales, Nectriaceae. The record is from RefSeq and is a predicted model, not a curated record.